UUCUCGUCCGCACCGUUAGUCACGUGACUUUUUGCACGAGCUUUUCGUGGGCACUACCUCGUGGCACAUUCACGCUGAAUGUAGCCUAGCGGUACACGAUGGACGACACGGAUAAUGAUUUAUUUAUAACGCAGUCUCAAACUGUCGAAAAAGAUGAUGAUGAUGAAAGUUGUCAUGAUGAUGACUUUUAUUACCGUUUUAAGGACCCAUCGGAUGAACAAACUCGAUCUGAGAAGUUUGAACAGCGUGUUCCAAAGUCUACCAAAGUCUACCAAAUAUAAACUUGACUGGGCACUUUCAGUAAAUUCAAGAGAUGGCAAGAAGAGAGGCGGAACCGGCUCAUGAAGGAUUAUAUUAACUUGCCAAUGGAAUGUCUACAGUCGCAGGUAUCAGAAAUGAGUGCUUCCGGAUUAAAUACGGCAAUUAAAUAUUUCGUUUUUGAAGCUGCCAAGCAAGACGGGACCGACUAUCCUUCUAGUACAAUCUACGCACUAUUUGGGGCCAUCCAGUCACACCUUAAGGGCAUGUAUUCGGGUUUAAACAUAUUUGAGGAUGAAGAGUUCCGAGAGGCCAGGGCUGCUCUGGAUGCAGUUAUGAAAGAAAGAGCGGCCAUUGGUCUGGGUGUGUCAGCGAGAAAAGCAACAGAGAUAAUUACUGACAAGGAGGAAAACACACUGUGGGAGAAAGGUGUGUUAUGUGAUGACAACCCCCAAAAGCUGGUGGACAGCAUUUUGUACUUAACUGGUCUACAUUUCUCGCUCAGAGGCGGAAAUGAGUAUCGACGAUUGCGUCUUUAUAAGGAUCCUCAGAUUACUGGACCAUACACUGACGCCAACGGAAGGUCUUAUUUGGUUUACAAAGACGAUGUGUCGGAAAACAACGCUGGCUGUCUUACGCAGAGAAAAGUGAGAGCCUAUGUGAAUCGAUUAGAUCCAGACAGAUGUUAUAUCCGGCUUUUCAACAAAUACAAGAGCCUUUGUGCAAAUCAGUUGCCAAAAAGACUGAUGCCUUUUAUUUCACUCCACUGAAGAAGCCAAAGCCUUGGUAGUGGUUUUCAAAAAUACCACUGGGCCACAACACGCUUACCAGCACAGUAAAACGCAUGUGUGCAGCGGGGGAAUUGAAGGGCGGAAGACGGAAGACGAAUCAUUCCUUAAGAGCCACAACAGCAACGCGCCUUUAUCGUGCUGGGAUUGACGAACAGUUGAUUUGUGAACAAACAGGACAUCGCACCGAAGCUGUAAGAAUUUACAAGCGUUCCUCAGAUGAACAGAAGUCUUCUGUAUCUGAUUUGCUCUACAUCCCUCCUAAGAAGAAGACUCAAACCACUUCCUGCACGGCGGUAAGAUCUUCGGAGAACGAGGAUGAGGCAAAGACUAAAACUGACGGACCCAAACAAGGUGGCCAUGGUGAAUCAAA
Haliotis rufescens (red abalone) is the source of this 1419-nucleotide messenger RNA. RefSeq lists its product as uncharacterized. Lineage: Eukaryota; Metazoa; Mollusca; Gastropoda; Lepetellida; Haliotidae. The coding region runs from base 342 to 1028 and encodes 228 amino acids. The record is from RefSeq and is a predicted model, not a curated record. The transcript is spliced from 4 exons.